Nicotiana attenuata is the source of this 1620-nucleotide messenger RNA. RefSeq lists its product as uncharacterized. The coding region runs from base 1 to 1620 and encodes 539 amino acids. The record is from RefSeq and is a predicted model, not a curated record. Lineage: Eukaryota; Viridiplantae; Streptophyta; Magnoliopsida; Solanales; Solanaceae. The transcript has 5 exons.
AUGGAGAUAUAUGCCAAGGCAUAUGACGUUAAAGUUUGGAGAGUAAUCAAAAGGGGGAAUUAUCCCCUGCCAGCUGUCGCACAACCACUUACUGAUCCUGAAGAUAUAGAUUCAUAUACAAAAGAGCAGAUGGAAGUGGUACAAGUUAACAAUAAAGCAAGAAACCUGCUUUAUAAUGCCAUAAGUGGUAAGGAGCAUGAGAAAAUCUCUAGCUGUGACACAUCCAAAGAGAUGUGGGAUAAGCUUAAAGUUACAUACGAAGGAACCAGCAAGGUAAAAGAAACACAUAUCAACAUGUUGGUUCAUGACUAUGAACUCUUUUCAAUGAAAGAAGGAGAGUCUAUUGAAGAGAUGUUUGCCAGAUUCAGCAAAAUAAUUAGCGAUCUAAAAGCCUUCGGCAAACCAUAUACGAGUGGUGAUCAAGUUAGAAAGAUUCUCAGAAGCCUACCAACUACGUGGCAGACCAAAGUAGUCACACUUGAAUCUCAGGAUCUAAAUAAGUUAUCCUAUGAUGAACCACGGGGACAACUCAUAGCCUUUGAAAAGACACAUCUCAAGAAGACUAAUCAAGAAGAAAAAAAGAAAACAGUCGCAUUCAAGGCCUCAACUGAAGUAGCUGAAAAUGACAUCAAUGUUGAUCUUGAAGCCCUUCAAGAAGAAAUUGCUAUGCUGUCAAGAAACAUGGAUGGUUUAAUGAGAAGAUUCAGGAAUACGAGAAGAGGAAGAAUCCCACCUAGGCGAUCCAGAGGCUUUAACAAGAACAAAUCUUUUGGAAGUUGGAGCGAUGAAGACAGUUCAGAACACGAGGAGAUAGCUAAUCUUUGCUUCAUGACGAUUCUGGAAAACGAGAUGAACAAAUCCUCAGGAUACUGUACGGACGAGGACAUUUCAGAUGACGAAUGCAAAGAUAACAAUGAGAACUGUUUCAUGGAACGAGGUGAAACAAGCAAGGAACAACAGAGAGUAAGUUGCAAAGGAAAAUGGUACCUAGACAGUGCGGGUUCCAGUCACAUGACAGGAUAUGAGGUAAAUUUUAACAAAACAGGCUGUGCUAUUGAAGAUGAGGCAGAAUCUGUACAUGCUAUAUUCGAUGAAAAUAACCCCUCGGUCGAGAAAGGAAUUACUGCAGGUGAUGAAGAUCAAGCUCAAGAAAUUCAGGAGACAAGCAAAUCUCAAGAGUCAACUGAUAAACCUGAUGCUACGAUAGAGUCAACUAAUGAAGUCAGCAGCAGUGUACCAGAUCAUCCGAAGGAGUCGACUACUAAUGUUGUUCGUCCAAAUGAAUGGAGAAGCGAACCUGAGUAUCCUCAAAAAUUCAUCAUAGGGGACCCAAAUAAAGGAAUGAAAACCAGGGGAGCUCUCAAAAAGAAAUCAAACAUAGCAUUAAUCUCUCAGAUUGAACCAAAGAAGAUAGAGGAAGCUCUAAAAGACUCAAGUUGGGUACAAACAAUGCAGGAAGAGUUAGAUCAAUUUGGAAAAAAUCAAGUUUGGAAACUGAUACCCAAACCUGAAAAUAUUUCUGUAAUUAGAACAAAGUGGGUCUUCAGAAAUAAAUUGAACGAGGAUGCAAAAGUGGUAAGAAACAAAGCCAGAUUAGUUGCUCAGGGUUAUUCACAAUAG